AUGGGCAAGCGAGCUGCAGGGAGCUUCGGUGCCGUAUUGGGUGCAGAUGCGUGUGGCUCUUUCAAGUGCCGGCGGAUUUGGAAGUGUUGCUGUCGAACCUGUCUGAGUUUACAAAGGUUUUCAAGCAGCACUGGGACGAUGUCAAAAAGAAUUCCCAGCACUACGAGCGGAUCUUUAGCGGUGACGACCCUUCAGACGCUUCUUCCGCUUGAAAGAUGA
Symbiodinium sp. CCMP2592 is the source of this 219-nucleotide messenger RNA. The record is from the annotation of a GenBank genome assembly. Lineage: Eukaryota; Dinophyceae; Suessiales; Symbiodiniaceae.